This is a messenger RNA of Mytilus trossulus (common blue mussel), 2934 nucleotides long. Its product is annotated as patched domain-containing protein 3-like. Gene Ontology annotation, cellular component: membrane. NCBI's taxonomy places the organism in Eukaryota, Metazoa, Mollusca, Bivalvia, Mytilida, Mytilidae. The record is from RefSeq and is a predicted model, not a curated record. The coding region runs from base 116 to 2788 and encodes 890 amino acids. The transcript is spliced from 4 exons.
CAUUGAAUUAGGUGUCUUCCUAAUUUUCAUCUUCAGUCUAUUUAUAAUCGAAGAAAAACUUGAAAUUGUCGGAUCCUGGAAGAGAAUUGAUUUGAAAAAACUGAAAAAAGAAACAAUGAACUGUUGUUACCUUAAAGCUGAAAGACGAAUUGGAAACCUGUACAGUAUCUAUGGAAAGGCUAUUAGCAGAAAUCCAAUACCUACGAUUAUUUUAUCGGUUCUUCUGAAUGCCAUAUUGGGAAUAAAUAUCAAAUGGAUGCAAGAACUAGAUGAUUAUAGUACAUCUUAUCUUCCUCCUAAUAGUCAGGCAAAUAUAGAUGCACAGAAAGUAAAAUCCAGCUUAACAAAUAGCGAUUUUGAUCAUAUGUUCUAUCAUCAGCUAAAUGGGGAUGAAAUAUAUGGAAGUGUGGUGUUAAGCGUGGAUGACAAUAUUAUUCACAAGAAGUACAAAAAUGAAAUAUCAACAUUCCAUAAAACAGCUUUGAACAUAAAAGUAAAGUCAUCAGAUAUGAAAAUUCAUACUAUUGAAGAUUUAUGUGUCAAAAACAAUGGCAAAUGUUUCAUCCUAGGUUCCUGGUAUCUUGAGGACUAUUUUUGGGAUAAUUUUGAAGCAAAUAACAUAACGUAUCCAUACUUUAAAGAUCAGAAAAGGGAUAUCUACAUGAGUAACCAACAAUUUGGAAAAGUUACAGUUCGAAAUGGAGUACUUAAAUCAGCAGGAUCGCUUCGUAUGACAUACUAUCUGAAACAGGACACGGCAAUAAACAAGGCUUUAUCAGUUCAAUGGUCGAAACAAUUUGUUCAUGAACUGAAUAAGUUUAAGAACAGUUCAAUUAAAUUGAUAGUUACUAACUCUGAAACAAUGGCAACUGAUAUUAGUAGAAAUAAUAUGUGGGAUCCACCCUUCUAUGUCGUGGUAUUUCUUGCGAUUGCAACGUUUUCAUUUGUGGCUACUGUCAGCGGGAAUUGUUUAACUCAACGAGGUCUACUUGGAAUCGCGGGUGUUCUUUCAACUGUCAUCUCCAUAGUUGGUGCAUUUGGUUUAUGUGCUGUUAUAGGAGUUGAGUAUGUAAACAUGUGCAGUAUAAUGCCUUUUAUAAUCCUUGGUAUCGGACUAUACAACAUGUUUGUUCUCCUUUCUGGUCUUAACCGAGCUUCUGUAAAAGGUACAGUAGAGGAAAGAAUCGGCAGUGCAAUGAGAGAUACUGGUGCCUCCAUUACUAUUUCUUCUUUGACAGAUAUUACAGCUUUGUUAGUAGGUGCAUUGAUGACAGAUUUGACAGUCAUUAGAAGUUUUUGUUUUUUCACAGGCACGGCAGUUUUCCUAUGUUUUCUCAACCAAAUGACUUUUGUACUUGCGUGUGCAGUUUUACACGAGAGACGAGUGGCGGGUAGCAUGCAUUGCAUUACCUGUCAGACUGUCUAUACUACUGACCAGAUGAAAACGGCUCAUUAUAAUAACAAAUUGACAAUAUUCUGCUGUAGCGGACAUGAACCUGAACAUUCAGAUGAUCUUCAAAGUUAUGCCGAAAUGCUUCCCGCUCAAACACUCCCCAAAUGUUUACUAAACAUACCCGUAAAGGUUAUUAUUCUCGUCCUUUACUUAGGGUAUCUUACAUUUUCUAUCUGGGGUACAACGAAUCUUGGAGUAGGGUCUCAAUUAACCGAUGUGCUUCGUCAAGACUCGGUUUCUCAUGAAAUGAACAAUUUUGAAAAAGAGAACUUUGGAAUGACAACAAUAGUAUCGUUUAAUAUACAAGGUAACAUUGAUUAUAGCCAAUCUGAUGUACACCUGAAGGUAGAUGAUAUGCUAAAAUCUGCUAAAACAAAUAUUUUGUUUGACAACAAAUUUGAAAUCAAUUGGCUUAAAGAAUUUAAUAACUUGUACUCAAACGCAAAUUUUACUGAGAUCGAAUUUAUAAAGAAACUACAUGUAUUUAUUGAAAAACAUCCGAUGUUCAAAAAUGAUAUUGUUUUCGACAGCAACAAAACACAUGUUUUAUUUUCAAGAUUCUAUGUGAUGACGAUUAAUUUAAAAAGUUCAAGUGACCAACAGCUUCUGUUUGACGAAUCGCACAUGAUAGCAAGAUAUUCAUCCCUUUAUGUGCAACCGUUUAGCACUCAAUUUGUAUAUUUUGAACAAAACGAAUCGGUUCUUUCCAAAGCUAUCUUACAAAUUGGCAUCACUUUCGCAGCAUGCGCAUUAGUUUCUUUUGUAUUGAUAUUCGAUCCAAUAUUGAUUUUGUUUCUGAUUUUUACUGUUGCAUCGAUCAUAGUAGGAGUCUUCAGUCUGAUGUCAAUGUGGAAUAUAAAUCUUAAUUUAUUUACAACAGUUUACGUCAUAAUAUGUACAGGAUUUUCAUUUAGCUUCGUUGCUUAUUUCUGCAAUUCUUUUAUACAUUCUCAAAGAUUUGACAGGCAGGGUAAAGUUAAUGAUGCUAUCAUACAAACAAGCGGUUCGAUUAUUAAUUCUGCAAUUUCGAUGGUGAUAAGUAUUGUUAUCCUUCUUUUUUCACAGUCCGAAAUGUACACAUCGUUUUUCAAAAUUGUCUUGCUGGUUAUCCUUUUAAAUGUUUUCCAUACGAUUUUUGUUCUGCCAGUCAUAUUCUCGGUAUUUGGACCAAUAUAUGACAGUAUGGACAUGAAGUCCAAACAAAGAACUUCAUCUCGGACACCAUUGUUUCCGUCUCGUUCAGCAGCCACGUGGUCUAUUACAUCCGGUGGUGUGAAUGCUUUCGAUAAUAAUUUUAAACGACUUAAGCUUGUUUCUGAAGAGAAGGUAAACUAACACAUUCAAUGUUAGUACCUCGUUAUGCUUUUGACUAUGAUAACUGUGUUACUAAUUUUUUCGUGUAUAUGUGUGUGUCUUGUUAUGCUUGUGUUAUAAAUGUAUAAAAAUUAUCACUGCUAAUAAAUACGCUCUUUUAUAACUUU